Ruditapes philippinarum (Manila clam) is the source of this 632-nucleotide messenger RNA. RefSeq names its product beta-2-glycoprotein 1-like. The transcript is spliced from 3 exons. The annotation marks the transcript as partial. Lineage: Eukaryota; Metazoa; Mollusca; Bivalvia; Venerida; Veneridae. The record is from RefSeq and is a predicted model, not a curated record.
AUUGCCAUGCUGUUCAAGACAUCGUCAUAGUUCAUGCAGCACAAAGGCGUUACAAUGACACGAAAUUCAAUUCUACAGCAGAAAUAGAUUGUGAAGAUGGAUAUUACAAUCAAAGACAAAAUCAAACACCUGCAACAUCAACUACUAUAAUCAAAUGUUCUAAACAAGGAACUUGGACCAACAUUCCUAACUGCAUACGCAAAGAUUGCGGAUCUCUUGAAAUAUUAAAUAUAUCAAAUGCUGCAAACAGACUCAUAUUUACUGACACAAAAUACGGAUCCACUGCUGCUGUAAUAUGUAAGACAGGGUACUAUGAUAAAAGUAAAGUCCAGAUGAAGGGAGUAUCAUCCACACUGCUCAAAUGUUCUGAGAACGGAACGUGGGUUAAAGUGCCAAACUGUGUCCGAAAAAAUUGUGGAAACCUAAUAGAUAUCCCGAUAACUAAUGCCGAUCACAGACGUCUAUAUACAGAUACAAAAUUUGAAUCAAUAGCAGAUAUUAACUGUGAUGACGGAUAUUAUAUUAAAGGAAGAAAUCAAACAGCUGGAAUAUCAAACCAACAAAUUACAUGUUCUGAUACAGGAACAUGGAUCAAUGUGCCAAAAUGUGUUCCUAAAGGUAUGAAACAAUAA